AUGUUCCUCGCUCAUCGAGUCGACGUCACCGAAGCCCUGGAGGCCGAGGGUGAUCAUGUGCUUCUCAUCGACUUUGAUUGUGCCAUGCUGCGAGCCAAGGAGCUCCGAGACCAGGACCCCAAGCACAACUGGGCUUCCUUCAACGGCGAUCCGGCCCGACUAGCCGUUCGUAAAGCUCAGUAUCACUGGGGCUGGGACUGGGGCCCAGUGCUGAUGACUGCGGGCAUCUGGCGAGACGUUCGGCUGGAAGUAUACUCGGCAAGAAUAGCGGACCUCUGGACGGACGUAGAUCUUGCUGCGGAUCAUCAGCAUGUGCAGAUUGAUGCCUACGCCGAGGUUGAUGCCACAGAGAACUCUUCCUUCCGAGCCAUCUUCACCUUGAGUAAAGAUGGUAAGGAGAUUGCUCGGCAGGUCCUCACGCCCGACAACAAGGUCGCCAAAGUGACAUUCGAAAUCGAUCAACCAAGCCUCUGGUGGCCAAAUGGUUACGGAGACCCAAAUCUGUACGAGGUCUCUGUGUUCUUGGAGAAGGAUCAAAUUGAACUGCACCAUGUCUCGAAGAAGAUUGGCAUAAGAACGGCAGAGGUCGUUCAGCGGCCAGACAAACACGGCAAGUCGUUCUUCUUCCGAAUCAACGGAGCCGACGUCUUUUGUGGUGGCUCGUGCUGGAUCCCGGCGGACAACCUCUUGCCUAGCAUUACCCGUGAGCGCUAUCGGAGCUGGAUUGAACUUAUGGUCGCUGGUCGCCAAGUUAUGAUUCGGGUUUGGGGCGGCGGUAUCUACGAAGACAACAAUUUCUACGAAGCAUGCGACGAACUUGGUGUGCUUGUAUGGCAGGACUUCAUGUUCGGCUGUGGCAACUACCCGACCUGGCCCGAGCUGCUUGAGUCGAUCGAAAAAGAAGCCGCCUAUAAUGUGCGCCGGCUGCGACAUCAUCCGUCUAUUGUGCUUUAUGCUGGAAAUAACGAGGACUACCAAGUACAAGAGUCGGCAGGUCUGACCUAUGACUUCGAGGACAAGAACCCGGAGAAUUGGCUGAAGACGGACUUUCCAGCUCGGUACAUAUACGAGAAACUGCUUCCAGAGGUGAUGGAUAAACACUCUCCACGGACAUUCUAUCAUCCCGGAAGCCCAUGGGGAGAUGGGAAGAAAACGUCCGAUCCGACAGUAGGAGACAUGCAUCAGUGGAAUGUCUGGCAUGGAACGCAAGAGAAAUACCAGAUCUUCGAUACCCUCGGCGGACGGUUCAACAGUGAGUUCGGCAUGGAGGCAUUCCCUCACCUAUCGACCAUCAACCACUUCGUCGAGCACGAGAAAGACAAGUACCCGCAGUCGCAUGUCCUCGACUUCCACAACAAAGCUGACGGGCAUGAGCGGCGUAUUGCUACAUACCUGGUGGAGAACCUAAAGACAGCUACAGACUUGGAGACCUACACCUAUCUCACGCAAGUUGUCCAAGCUGAGACCAUGAUGUUCGGGUAUCGAGGGUGGCGUCGGCAGUGGGGCGAUGAGAGACACUGCGGCGGGGCUUUGCUCUGGCAACUCAACGAUUGCUGGCCGACUAUCUCAUGGGCUAUUGUGGACUACUUCCUGCGACCCAAGCCGGCAUUCUACGCUGUGGCACGCGUAUUGGCUCCGUUGGCCGUGGGCGUCCGACGCGAACAUCAUGAUUGGAGCGUUACGCAUGCCCAGCCUCCGAAGACGAGUAAGUUUGAGCUCUGGGUUGUUAGCUCUGCUCAAGAGGAAAGGACAGGAACGGUGGAACUCGGAUUCCUCUCCAUCAACGAUGGUCAGGAGGUUAGGGAAAAGGUGGUCCACGAGAACAUCACCAUCCAGCCGAAUGGCACCACCAAUCUUAUCGUGGACGGUCUGAUUGAUUAUAAGAAGUAUCCCGAGCCACACGUGCUGGCUGCCCGCUUGUGGGUCGACGGGCAGAUUGUCGCAAGGGAUGUGGACUGGCCUCAGCCGUUCAAGUACCUCGAUUUCUCGGAACGGGGGCUUGUGGUGGAGAAGAUCUCUGAGACAGCUGAGCAGCAGACGUUGAAGAUCAGCGCGCAGAAGCCGGUGAAAUGCUUGGUGUUUGAAGAGCGGGAUGGGGUCAAGAUCAGCGACAGCGCUAUGGACAUUAUCCCCGGUGAUGAUCAGACUGUCACGGUCCGGGGGUUGAAGGGGGGUGACUCGCUGAAUGGUCUGUCUCCUACACAAGCUUCUGUUCAGUAUCCAAAUGUUCCUAUCGUUCAAAUAAGUAUAGCGAUAGCGAUCUUAUCAGAUAAGCCGAAUCACCCCAAAGCAGAAGUGCCCCACACCGCAGAAAUGACAUCGACGGCGAGCGCGUUGCAUCCCCUCCCUCCCUCUCCCCCUCCCCCUCCACCUCCUCCACCUCCUUCACCUCUCAAACCCCUCCCAUCUCCCAUGGCCGGCACAAAACGCACCUGGGACGGCCAACCCCUCGAAUCCGCAACAAUGACCUCCGCUGCCCCAGCCCCAGUCUCAGUCCAAAGCAUGUUCGAAACCUUCCGCAACGAACUAGACGAACACCACGACCGACGCGAGCGCCUAAUCAAAACCAGCCGCGACAUCACAGCUCUCAGCAAGAAGAUAAUCCGCACCCCCGCCUCCCCCCUCCCAGCCCCCAUCGCAACCGAGACAAACCAACGCUUCACGCAAAUCACGCACCUCUUCGAAUCCACCCUCCCCGACCUCGCCACCCUGCACCGCCACCGCUACCAGCGCCAACUCAGCGGCGCGAUCCAGGAGUUCAUCGAAGCUCUCUCCUUCCGCCACUACCUGACCACCCAGACCCUCAUCACCAUGCAGGAAGUGCGGGCACAUCUACCGGAAGGCAUCCCGCUCACGGAGGAGGAUUACCUGAUGGGGAUUUUCGAUCUCACCGGCGAGGUGAUGCGGUUUGCGGUGACGGGGUUGUCGACGGCCACUAUUGACGAUGCAGAUCAUCAUAAUACUGGGAAACGGGAAGGAGAGGGGGAGCGGGAGGGAGACGGCAAGAAAAUCCACCUCCGCCCCGAGCAAAGCGCCAUCGUCGUGGAUCUCCGGGCGAUGCGGUCGGCCAUCGAGCUCCUGAGUAUCCCACGACGGCAUGCGGGAUCCAUGUUCCGGGAUAUCGGCCGGAAGACGGAGGUGAUGCAGGGGUCUGUGGAGAAGGUGGAGCGCGCGGCGUAUGGGAUCCUGGUGCGCGGGAGUGAGCGGCCCAAGGGCUGGAGGCCGGAUUUAGGGGCGGCGGGUGAGGAUUCCUAUUGA
This is a messenger RNA of Aspergillus aculeatus ATCC 16872, 3258 nucleotides long. RefSeq lists its product as uncharacterized. Bases 1 to 3258 code for a protein of 1085 amino acids. Lineage: Eukaryota; Fungi; Ascomycota; Eurotiomycetes; Eurotiales; Aspergillaceae. Gene Ontology annotation, biological process: carbohydrate metabolic process; glycoprotein catabolic process. The record is from RefSeq and is a predicted model, not a curated record. Gene Ontology annotation, molecular function: sequence-specific DNA binding; beta-mannosidase activity. The transcript has 6 exons.